Gambusia affinis (western mosquitofish) is the source of this 1024-nucleotide messenger RNA. RefSeq names its product group XIIB secretory phospholipase A2-like protein. Gene Ontology annotation, molecular function: calcium ion binding; A2-type glycerophospholipase activity. The record is from RefSeq and is a predicted model, not a curated record. Bases 103 to 738 code for a protein of 211 amino acids. Lineage: Eukaryota; Metazoa; Chordata; Actinopteri; Cyprinodontiformes; Poeciliidae. Gene Ontology annotation, biological process: arachidonate secretion; triglyceride homeostasis; phospholipid metabolic process. The transcript is spliced from 4 exons. Gene Ontology annotation, cellular component: extracellular region.
UCUGUCCACGUCCGACUCAAAGUUCAGGUCACGCAGUAAAGCUUCAGUGUCUCCUCUGAGAAGACCUGACUCCUGUUCGCACUGAGCCGUCUGAGCGACAGGAUGACACGCUGGGCCCUCGUCGUGCCCCUCCUGGUGGGCCUGUUGACUCUCAGAGCUGCAGGUCAGGAGGCUGGAAACCCAGAAGCCUCACCACCUCCAACGGGUCCUCCCUCGGAUGGCAGCACCCAGGCAGGGGAUGAGAGCGAGGACUGGGGGCUGAACUCCCUCAGGGGAGGCUUUGAGGCGGUCAGCGGCUACUUUGACUCCAUGCUGGAGUUCAUGGGUGGAAAAGAUGGAGUGUGCCAGUACCGCUGCAGACAUGGUAAAGCGCCUCUUCCUCGUCCAGGGUACAACAUGCCUGAGCCUGAUGGAUGCACCUCAUACUUCUUUGGCCUUCCUGUUCCAGACGGGAUGGAUGUGGGAAUCCCAGCGAUGACCAAGUGCUGCAAUCAGUUGGACACGUGUUACGACACCUGCGGCUCCAACAAGUACCGCUGCGACUCCAAAUUUCGUUGGUGUCUCCACAGCAUCUGCUCGGACCUCAAGAAGAGCCUCGGCUUCGUGUCCAAAGUUGAAGCGUGCGAGACAGUAGCCGACACCUUGUUCAACACAGUGUGGACUCUGGGCUGCAGACCGUACAUGAACAGCCAGAGAGCGGCCUGCUACUGCCCAGGAGAGGAGAAAGAUGAACUGUGAACCAGGAACAUGUUGCUAUUCCGCAAGAGCCACAGGGAAAGCAUGGAGAUGCAUCAUAUUUGAUGGUGUAGUGUGUUUAAUAUGCCCAUGACUGAGUAAUUUAUUUGAACCUUCUUGUCUUUGUUUUCCUAAAACUAAUUAUUCAGCAAAAUGUCAGUAUUGUUUUGAGCGCCAGGUGAGAUGACUUUAUUUCAACAUGAACUCUUGUGGAUCUGUGAAGAGCUUCCAUGUUAUAACCCAUAAAUAAGUGUUAAAUAUGUGCGUAAAAUAAAAAUGUAAAAAUUCA